Molecule: messenger RNA, 2166 nt
Organism: Didymodactylos carnosus
Lineage: Eukaryota; Metazoa; Rotifera; Eurotatoria; Philodinida; Philodinidae
Source: the annotation of a GenBank genome assembly
AUGUUCGGUGUCAAUUCGUUCACCGCUAUUAGUGUCCGAUGUUUGAAACAACAUUUAAAAAGAACAUUAUCAACAUCCUCAUCGAAUACACAACCAAAAAAAAUUUAUAACAACAUUUAUGAGAUUGUUCAAGAUAUUCCACAUGGAGCCAAAAUAUUGGUAGGUGGAUUUGGUUUGUGUGGUAUACCUGAAAAUUUAAUUCGUGCGUUACUGAAAACAGCACAAAGAGAUUUGACAAUUGUUAGUAAUAAUUGCGGCAUUGACGACUUUGGUCUUGGGUUGUUAUUAAGAACAAAACAGAUUAAACGUAUGAUAUCGUCAUAUGUCGGCGAAAAUCAAGAAUUUGAAAGACAAUAUUUGAACGGUGAACUCGAAGUGGAAUUAACACCACAGGGCACUCUUGCUGAAAAAAUUCGAGCUGGAGGUGCAGGUAUUCCAGCCUUUUUUACUCCAACAGGUUUUGGUACCCUUAUUCAGCAAGGCGGAGCUCCUAUUAAAUACGAUGGUACUUCAAAACGUAUUGCUAUUGAGAGUGCUGCAAGAGAGACGCGAAUAUAUGAUGGUAGACAGUAUGUGUUAGAAGAAGCUAUUACCGGUGAUUUUGCAUUAGUGAAAGCAUAUAAAGCAGAUAAAUCUGGAAAUCUUAUUUUUCAAAAAGCAGCGAGAAACUUUAAUGCUCCUAUGUGUAAAGCAGCUAAAUGUACAAUAGCAGAGGUAGAAGAAAUUGUUGAAAUAGGAGAUCUGAAACCUGAUGAAAUUCAUGUGCCAAAUAUUUAUGUACACCGCAUCAUAGUUGGAGAAAAAUAUGAAAAACGAAUUGAACGCCGAACAGUAAGAAAACGGGAUGGUAAAACCGCGUCACCCGUUUCAUCGAAGAAAAAAGAUGAUGCAACACGAGAAAGGAUAAUACGUCGUGCAGCACUUGAAUUCACCGACGGCAUGUAUGCUAAUCUUGGCAUUGGCAUUCCAAUGCUAGCAUCAAAUUACAUUCCAGAAGGUAUUCUUGUUAGUUUACAAAGUGAAAAUGGAAUCCUUGGAUUGGGUCCGUUUCCAUACGAGGGCGAGGAAGAUCCAGAUUUGAUAAAUGCCGGCAAAGAAACAGUGACAAUUCUUCCUGGUGCAUCUUACUUUUCCAGUGAUGAUUCAUUUGCUAUGAUUAGAGGAGGACAUAUCGAUCUUACCAUGCUUGGAGCAAUGCAAGUGUCGCAAUACGGUGAUCUAGCAAACUGGAUGAUUCCGGGGAAACUUGUCAAAGGAAUGGGUGGCGCGAUGGAUUUAGUAGGAUCUGGUCGUACAAAAGUUGUUGUCACUAUGGAGCAUAAUGCCAAAGACGGUUCUCCUAAAAUACUGAAAUCCUGUAACUUACCUUUAACAGGAAAAAAUGUUGUAGACCUAAUUAUAACAGAAAAGAUUUGUAAUGAAAAACAAUUAGCAACGAUGUCUUAUAAUGAUAAUUUUAACGCAUUUGAAGAAGAUCCAGCUGCGGAAUUUCUUGAACGAGAAAAACGUGAACUGGGCGAUUUAACUGCUGAUAAUGAUAUAAAUGAAACUUAUAGUCCAUUUAUGGAUAAUGUGACUGAAGUAGGAGGAAGUAAUACGACGGAAGAGACGAAUGCAGGUUUUGGACGAAAUAGUUUACUAACAAAUGGUUCUCAUUCACCAAUGGGUGGUAGCGUUUCACCAUUGUCUCAUACAAGCGCUCGAUCAGAGACACCUUCAACAUCGAUGAUGAGUGGUCAUGGUAAUUAUUCAGUAUUAUCUCAAUUAGAUGAGCAACAAAAUGAGCCGGAAAAAAUAAAAAAAUGGCGUGAAGAAUUUCAACAGCGUAUUGUUAAAAAAGAUGCUGAUGAAGAAACAAAAAAAAAAGAAAUGAAAGAACAAGCCAAAAAAGAAUUAGAUGAUUGGUAUAAAAAUCGUUUAGAACAAAUGGAACGUGUAAAAAAUCAAAAUCGAAUGAAUAAUCGUACAAUGGAAGAUGAAUUAUUCCAUAGUGGUAAUGAAUCCUCAUCAACAAUGGCAAAUGGUAAUAAUGAUAAACGUAUUAAUGAUUGGGAUAAAAUAACAUCAUUAUGCGAAUUUAAUCCAAAAAAUAUUCGUUCGCAAAAAGAUCUUACUCGUUAUCGAUCAUUAUUAUUACAAUUAAAACAAACACCAAUUAAUAAAUAA